Messenger RNA from Suillus fuscotomentosus, 2025 nucleotides. RefSeq lists its product as uncharacterized. Lineage: Eukaryota; Fungi; Basidiomycota; Agaricomycetes; Boletales; Suillaceae. The record is from RefSeq and is a predicted model, not a curated record. Bases 93 to 1976 code for a protein of 627 amino acids. The transcript is spliced from 2 exons.
GAGUCAGUUCAAGCGAAUUUGCGCACUGCUAGCAUUUGCAAGAGGCUUCGGAUACUUCUGGCCAGUCCUGGCGCCAGACUAAUUACUGUUCCAUGCGGAGGCAGCUUUCCAAAGUCUGCUUUUCCGCUACAACCCAAAUCCAUUCCCUAUGUCGACUUGUUCAUACAUCUGUUCGCUGCUCCUCCGCUAUAACCCUUCCGCUUCAUAUAGUGCAUGAUGCAUAUUCCGGCCCAAGCACAACCGUUGCUUCACAAAAGAAUUCCAAGGACAUCAUCCAAAAGGAAAAGCUUUCUGCUCUUAUGGAGGUCCUCUCGUGCGAGACACGGAGUUAUUCCAGAGUAUGGUCAUGCUAUGUCGAUUUCAUGAACUAUGCGGAAUGUGACGAUCUUCCUCUGGAAGUUCAUCAAGCAGUUCUUCGACGUUGCGUCCCGGGCGCGUAUACCUUGAGAGCAUGGACAGCACGUCGCAUGCAAGCAGGCCAAGCUUCUCGCAUCCCUCACCAUUUUGAGGCCCGUCUCAAGACCGUCAUGCGUAAUAUCCGAGCAACAGGCGCAGAUGCCACUCUUGACGACUACCAUGUCGUCCUGCAUCAGUUCGCCGCUGUGGGUCACUAUACCGGUGCAAUGCAAGUACUCACAGAACUCACGCACGUCUGCAAACUGGACCCUGAAGCGAAAACCUUCGGCCUAUGCCUCAAAGCAAUCGCACAUCGUUUGUCUCUGCCAAUAUAUAAGGUGCACCGCGAGGACAUGCUUGCUGAUGCGAGCAAGCUUUGCCGGAAGCUGCUCAAGGAAAUGUCAGCUCGGGAUAUGCCUUUAACAUCUUUCAACCUUGACUUGGUGAUACGUAUCUUGAAGGAGGUGUUAGAUCAGGAGGGCUUCUUUCAGCUCAUGAAGCUGGGCUAUGGUAUAGACUUGGAUUAUCCAGACCACCCUCCAUUACAAGGCUCCAGCAUGUUGUCACCUUUUUCCACCGCCGCUCUCAAUACUACCCUUGACAUGCUCGGUCGCCUCGGCAAUGUAGCCAAACUCGUCCAAACUUUCGAGGUCCUCACCCAACCCCUUCCACCACAAGCCAGCCAGCACUAUUCACAAGAGUUCGAUGAUGAGGAUGACUUUGGAAUCGCAAACCCCGCGUCGACCGAGCCACACCUAACACCCCACGCCCGACCUAAUACUACUUCGUACAAUAUCUUACUGAAGCAUAUCUCGCGCGCAGGCCAUGCCACCUUUGCGCGACAUUACCUCUACCAAGCUGUGCGCCUGGAUCGUUCGGUCGACCGUCUUCUACGGAGUCAGCUGUAUCGUGAUCCCCAUGGCACGCUUGCACCGCACUUCAGCCUUAACCGGGGCACCAUAAUACCUGUUUUUGGAGAGGCUAACAGAGACAAGAAUAUAGAGUUGAUGCGAUGGGUUGGAUGGGUUACGAGACAGACCAUACGGAGGAAGAAAAACGAUAUCGCGUGGUACUCUGAGCUACGCGACAGCCUCCCUCCUCCUCUAUCUCCUUCAGAACCAACUUCCUGUAGUUCUUCCAGCUCCUCUCCACCAGACGUCUCGACAGCUCUAGAUGUCGACCUCGACACACCUUCCACGGCCCCAGAAUUCCACCCACGGGAGAAAAUAUUUGAUAUAAACCUCCACCUAAACAUCCUCCAGAAAAAUCUAGACGAACUCGUGACGUGGUACGAGAACCACUAUGAAGUCGCAUUCAGUCGGGUGACGCAACGGGUGAAGGAGCGACUUGGCAGACGGGUAUGGGCUGGGAAGAAUAUUUAUUUGCUCAGCAACAAUGCUCGGGUAAUUGUGCCAAGGAAUGCAUGGAUGAGGAUCGUGAACUUCAAGCAAGGAAAGACAGGUCUUUCAGGAGAUCAUGGUGGUCGAAUUAUGCGGAACGGGUGGGUUGCAGGAUAUAAAGGAUUCAGAGCACCCAGGCCCCAGCCCCUGCAGUUUUUCGACCCGUCAUCGAUGAGUUGAUUUGACCAAGCAAUGCCUGUCUGGUGUCGUCACCGUCUGGUCAUCUCAU